GUUACCAAGUGUUAAGUCGACCAAAUUCAUCAAUAGAAUUAGUAUUGGCAUUCACACCGACAGCUCUUAACUCUCUGAGCAUAAAAGAUCAAACAAUGUCAAUGACUGGAUAUUUUCAAUUGAGUUGGGACGAAGAAAGAUUAGCAUGGGAUGCUGACCCUACAUAUAAUUCAAUACGCUACAUCUUCAGUACAUCUGAGUACACAUGGCGGCCAACAUUAUUUAUAGCGAACUCAGUUGGAGACCUUGGUAUUAUAGACGAUGAUGUGAAUAUGAUGAGAAUUUUGAAGGAAGGCAAAGUCAAUUGGGCGCAGAUGAGGAUGAUAACAACACAUUGUGAAAGUGACAUCACAUAUUAUCCUUUUGAUACACAGAAAUGUUCCAUUGUAUUAUCUACUUGGUCUUAUUCAAAUUCCGAGGUCACUAUUUUGUUUGACAACAACCCAGUUGUAAUGGAUUUCUUCAGUGAGAACGGGGAAUGGGUGUAUGCUGGGUACGGAACUUCCGUCUACACUGAAUAUAGAGGAGAUAUAUUUCCUUUUGAUAUGGCUAAGCUAGAAUUUAAAUUCGUUCGUCGACCUGGUUUUAUGGUAAUGAACAUUAUAUUGCCAGUGAUUGGAGUAGCCAUUCUGACUAGUUUUGUUUUCAAGGUAGCAGUUGAUUCCGGGGAAAAGAUUGGUUAUUGUUUGACUGUGAUGCUAGCCUACGCUGUGUACCUCACUUUAGUUGCGGAUAAUAUGCCAACAACGUCGGUAAAUAUAUCUAUUCUCAGUCUAUACAAUUUAAUGGUGCUGAUAGCUGGUAUUCUUUCUAUUCCGAUUACUCUGUUUAUACUAAGAUGUCACCAUAAUGUGUCAAACGACCCUGUACCAAAAUGGCUGUUGUCGACAACUUACUGUUUUCAAAAGUUUCUCCGUAAGUUUCUCCGUAUAUCCGUAUGUUGCUGCUGCAGAAAAAAAGAUAAAAUAUCAACAGAGGUCAAUAUCUUGAAAUCAAAAACCGUAAGCAUCAUCGAUGUAAUAGAGAACGAGGCGUACAAAAUGAAACAAGAUGAUAAACAGGAGCUUGCAUGGAGCGAAAUAAGCAGAAUUUGGGAUGACUUCUUCUUCACCGUCUAUAUGAUUUUUGUUAUUGUCAUAACAACAAUAAUGAUGGCAACAUUGCUUAUUGGAUAUUGUGUUUACGGACAAGAUGAGAGUUGAUCAGACUGCUUUGAGACCUUUCUUCAUCAAUAACAAUUCGUUAAGCAGAUGUAUGUUUGAAGUAAUUUAAAAAUCAAACACUCCUGCAUUAUAUCAGUUGUUUUGUCUGAAAGUAUAAAUUUUGACAACAACAAAUUGUUGAAAUAUAAUUUCUUCCUGUUUAUACCAAUAUAAAAUAAGGAGAUAUGGUAUGAUUUCUAAUGAGACAACCAUACACCAGAUACCAAAUGACGUAGAUGUUAGUAACUAUAGUAACCAUACCACAUAACAAGCUAUAAAAGGACCCGACAUUAUACAAUGUACACAAUUUUUUUCAAACGAGAAAACCAACAGCCUGAUGUAUGCAUAACACAACAAACGAACAAAAGUAAGACGUACGGCAACAAACGAGAACCACUGAAUUGCAGGUUCCUGACUUUAGACAUAUAGAAUGUGGCGGGUUUUUAAGAUGUUUGCGGUGCACAAUCUUUCACUUAACCUGAGACAGUAGUGUAACUGCAAAACAAAAGAACACUAAAAAAAGCCAAGUGACUGAAAGCUAGAUCAAAGCCAUUAACAACUCAAUAAGAAAUCAGGUAUCAAAUACAAAAUAUCCGUUAUUAGUAGUACUGGGAAUGUCAAAUCGGUGAAAGUUACCAGUAAUACUGGGAAUGUCAAAUCGGUGAAAGUUAUCAGGAGUACUGGGAAUGUCAAAUCGGUGAAAGUUAUCAGUAGUACUGGGAAUGUCAAAUCGGUGAAAUUCAUCAGUAGUACUGGGAAUGUCAAAUUGGUGAAAGUUAUCAGUAGUACUUGGAAUGUCAAAUCGGUGAAAGUUAUCAGUAGUACUGGGAAUGUCAAAUCGGUGAAAGUUAUCAGUAGUACUGUGAAUGUCAAAUCAGUGAAAAAUACUUAUCGGAUACCUGUUGGUUUAACUUGCGAUACCCGAGUACUCGCUCGGUAAAAUAUUUACAAAAUGGGAUCACAAAUUGUGCAACCAUGGGUCAGACACAGCUCAAUGAAUUAGCACUGAUGUACGUGUUUGAUACAUUGCAAUUUAACAGUUUCAUUUUGAUGUGACCUUUGAAACUUUCGCUCGCAGACAUCUAAGAAAAUUUUAAGUCUCGAUUGCCAUUUCGUUGUGAGAAGGCGAAAUAAUUUACGAUCGACCUACGUGGAAAGCCUACUACGAAUGAUUCCGACAACAGAAAUAAACGUGUCGUACACCAUUUUGCAGAUAAUUUAAUGUAGGUUUACAAAAUAACAAGUUUCAGUGGUAUAGACAACCGAGGAAUCGAAAUAUAACGAAAGUUCGCGACCAAGUGUCAUUUCUCAAAAAAGCUAGUUGGAUACCUCGUG
This is a messenger RNA of Mytilus californianus (California mussel), 2537 nucleotides long. RefSeq names its product acetylcholine receptor subunit alpha-like. Gene Ontology annotation, biological process: regulation of membrane potential; nervous system process; signal transduction. The record is from RefSeq and is a predicted model, not a curated record. Gene Ontology annotation, molecular function: transmembrane signaling receptor activity; neurotransmitter receptor activity; extracellular ligand-gated monoatomic ion channel activity. Lineage: Eukaryota; Metazoa; Mollusca; Bivalvia; Mytilida; Mytilidae. The transcript is spliced from 5 exons. Gene Ontology annotation, cellular component: neuron projection; membrane; synapse. The coding region runs from base 96 to 1202 and encodes 368 amino acids.